Molecule: messenger RNA, 216 nt
Organism: Protopolystoma xenopodis
Lineage: Eukaryota; Metazoa; Platyhelminthes; Monogenea; Polystomatidea; Polystomatidae
Source: the annotation of a GenBank genome assembly
AUGGCCUUGAUUUCGCGUUUGAAGAAGAGACGCCUAUCUCGAUCUGCCCGUUGCCCUGUCGGCAUUCGACGUUGCCUCGACGUCUGUCAUGCCACAAGUCAGACGUCGUCAGACUCCGAUCUCCUUUCUACAAAAGCUCUCAGAUGGCACCGAGUCAACCAGCCUAACCGGCUAGUCCUUGCAUGUUCAAGAGAGAGUAGAAACACCAAAGCCUGA